AUGGUCUUCGUCUGCGAUCCUGGCUUGGCCCGACGAGAGUGGCGCAAGGGCAUCGUGGAGGAGAUCUACAGCGGAGCUGAUGGAGUCGUCAGACGCGCUAAGGUGCGCGUGAACGACAACGGCCUAUCUAGGACAAUGAUGCGACCCGUCUCUAAACUUGCAGUUUUGGAUUUGAGUGAAGCGAGGAGUCGCAGCCAGCGACAUUGGCGUCGCAGUCAGCGACAUAGAGGGACGCAGCCAGCGUCGAACGCCGAUACGAACGGGUCGCAGCCAGCGACAAGGAGACGCAAGAAGCGUCAUUUGUGGAGACCGCAGCCAGCGGUCAGAAGGCGCAAAGAGCGCCAAGCAUCCGUGGCCGCAGCUAGCGGCACGAGGCGUCAAAGACGCCAUUUUGGACGCGUAGAGGCGCCGCCAUUUUGGACGCGCAGAGGCGCCGCCAUUUUGGAGCUGGGGAAGAUGCAGCAUUCCCCCAGGAAGAGUGCCCGGCUGAACGGAGGAGAAGCCACCCCUAUAACAACAGUGAGUCAGCAGCCAGCCAGUAGUGGAGCAGAAACUCGGACGCGGGUGAACAUCACGGCGGCGUCGAUUCCUUGCCCGGCCACUACGGUGACUACAGUAGCUUCCCAACCUAGAAGUACUGCUGUCACAGCGGCGAGUUCAGUACCGGAGGUGAACCAGCCCCUCGCGUUGGAACUCAUGGAGAGGAUCGCAGCGUUGGAGAGGGAGCUGGAGAAGGCUAGAUCCCUGGAAAGCGUGAGCACCGCCAAUUGCGCGCCAAUCGCAGUUGGCCCAAGCGCAGUUGGCGCCAACAGUGGAGCGUCGGGGCGGCCGCCAUUUUGGAGCGGCCAGCCAAUACCCACAUCUAACGGAGAGGCCUUACAUAACGGGGUCGGGUCGGUGCCAUACAACGGUGACGGUGCGAGCGGUGCGGCCUGCACGCUGCCGCCAUCUUCGAGUGGACCGCCAUUGCUAACGACUAGCAACCAUUUUGUGGAGCCACUCACUUGUCGGAUCCUACGCCGCGACGACGCCGAGUGGAAUCCAGGGAGCAUAUGGGCCGAGGAGUGGCCGAUCUUCAGCUGUGCGUUCGUGGAGACGACCCGAGCGUACAACUGCACGGACCUGGAGAAUAACCAGAGGUUGUUGAAGGCGCUGAAGGAUGAAGCGCGCGAGGCAGUGAAGGCGCUAUUGAUUCAUCCAGGAAAUGUCAGCGCCGUGAUGGAGCAGCUGCGCUUUAGGUUCGGACGACCGGAGCAGCUUAUACACAGCCAGCUCAACAACGUGCGAGAGGUGCAGCCAAUUUCGGAGCACAAUUUGGCCUUCUUGCAGUCAGCGAAGGCGGAGCAGCACCUGGGGAACCCAACCCUCAUGGAGGAGCUUGUGGCCAAGCUGCCAACGAGCAAGCGAGUGGACUGGGCCAGGCAUGCUGCAACGAUUGCGCCCUUUCCCACUGUAGUCCACUUCAGCGCGUGGCUACAGGAGUACGCAAACGUGGUGUGCACGGUUUUGGACGUCGAGGGAAAGGAGCCGAGGCGUCAACAGGAUGAUCGGCAUGGAGGUUGUCCCAUCUGUGGAGAACAGCAUGGAAUAUUGAACUGCAGAGAAUUUAUUGGAGCCUCGCCACAGGAAAGGUGGAGCAAUGUGAAGAGGCAUCGGCUCUGCUUCGUAUGCCUGCGAAGCGGGCACACGGCUAGAUCCUGCUAUACGCAAGGUGAGUGCCAGAUUAAUGGAUGCCGAAGGGAGCAUCACCGUCUGCUACAUGGUGCGGCCAGGAGGCCUUCGCUACGAGGUGGUCACAGGGACCAGGAGAGGAACCGGCAGCCAGCCGUUCCCAGCAACAGCCUGGAGAGAGGAGCUCCGCGUGAAGCGGGAACGCCCAUGCAGAGGAAUUUGAGCUGCGUUGACGCCGAAGGAGGCCGUCUACUGUUCCGUAUACUGCCGGUUACGCUGUACGGAGCGGGGCGAAAGGUGGAUACGUAUGCUCUCCUAGAUGAGGGUUCCUCCGUCACGAUGAUCGAUGACGAGCUACGAAAGGAUCUUGGAGUGCAAGGAGAGCGUCGGCAGCUAAAUAUCCAAUGGUUUGGAGGUAAGGCAACCAGAGAGCCUACCAACGUGGUGAGUCUGAAGAUAAGUGGAGUUGGAAAGCCCACUCGCCAUGUAUUGAAAAACGUUUAUGCCGUUUCGAGUUUGAGUUUGCCGAUGCAGACAUUGAACCGACGAGAUGUCCAGGGCGUGCACAGGGAUGCGCGUCUGACGAUGAAGCCUUACAGCAACGUGGUGCCGAAGCUGCUCAUCGGCCUGGAUCACGGACAUCUGGGGUUGCCACUUAGGACGAGACGGUUCGCUCGAGAGGGACCGUAUGCGGCCGCAACCGAGCUGGGCUGGGUUGUGUUUGGGCCUGUAAGUGGGCAACCGACCACGCCGUCACCGAGGUCCUGCCUACUUGCCGUGUCAGUGGAUGACGCGAUGGAAAAGGUGGUGGAGGACUACUUCGACAUGGAGAACUUUGGAGUGAAGCCCGCGCCGCCGGUCGCAGCCAGCGACGAUGUUCGGGCCCAAAGGAUACUCGAAGACACCACGGUGAAAGUGGGGCGUCGCUACCAGACGGGAUUACUCUGGAAGGACGACCACGUUGUGCUGCCACCGAGCUAUGAGAUGGCGUACAGGAGGCUGGUCAACGUCGAGAAGAAGAUGAAGCGCAACAAGCCGUUGGCGCAGGAAUACGAUCGGAUUAUAAAGGAUUACGUGUCUAAAGGAUACGCGAGGAGGCUGCAGCCGGAGGAGGUCGCGGUAAGGAGCGAUCGCCUAUGGUAUUUGCCACAUUUUGGUGUCGAAAACCCAAACAAGCCCGGCAAGGUACGGCUUGUGUUUGAUGCUGCAGCCAAAGUUGGAGGAGCCUCGCUAAAUUCGGAGCUGGACAAAGGGCCUCAGCACUAUAAGCCUUUGCCGGCUGUGCUCUUUCAUUUCAGAGAGGGAGCCGUCGGAGUCUGCGGUGACAUCAAGGAGAUGUUCCACCAAGUGCUGAUCCGACCCGAGGAUAGAUGUUCCCAACGAUUCCUCUGGAGAGAUGGCGACGACGAGAGAGAUCCGGAUGUCUACGAGAUGAACGUAAUGACGUUUGGAGCAGCCUGCUCGCCGAGCGCUGCGCAUUACGUGAAGACUAUGAAUGCCCUGAAGUAUCGGGAUUCGGAUCCGAGAGCGGUCAAGGCCAUCACCGACUACCAUUAUGUGGAUGACUACGUGGACAGUUUCGCUACAGAGAGCGAGGCUAUCAGCGUAUCUACCCGAGUGAAGGAGAUACACAAGGAUGCUGGAUUCGAAUUAUGCAAGUUUUCAUCCAGCUCACCCACCGUGGAGACGGCUUUAGGACCUGGUCGAGUCAAGAGCGUCGGAUGGGGUGAGGCUGAAGAGAAAAUCCUCGGAAUGCGUUGGCAAGUAGCAACAGAUGACUUCAGAUUCAACGUGGAGUAUCAUCGAGUGCCAAGCAGCGUCCUGAGUGGAGAUCGAGUCCCUACGAAGAGGGAAUAUUUGAGCCUGGUGAUGUCAACGUUUGAUCCCCUGGGAUUCCUGUGCUGCCUCAUGGUUACAGCGAAGCUGCUGCUGCGAGAGAUUUGGAGGCAGAAGAUCCAGUGGGACGAACCACUACCGGAGGAGUUAGGCAAAGCCUUUGCGAUUUGGCGCAAAGAGAUGGACGCCGUGGGACAGUUCCGAUGUCCGCGCCAUUAUUUUGGGCGUGGAGCAGUCCGGGCCGUAGAGUUGCACGUCUUCGUGGAUGCUAGUCAGGCAGCAUUCGCGGCGGUGGCCUAUUGGAGGGUCACACAUGAGGACGACGACGUGCAAGUGAGCUUCGUGAGUGCGAAGACGAAGUGUGCCCCAAUGAGAACGAUGACGAUCCCACGGCUGGAGCUGCAGGCAGCAGUUCUUGGAACCAGGCUGUUGAACACUGUCAAGGAGGAGCACAGUGUGGUCAUCACGGACCUGGUGUUAUGGACGGACUCUAAGACGGUACUGAGAUGGAUCGGCAGCCCCCACCGCCGGUAUAAGCAGUUUGUUGGCAACCGCGUGGCAAUACCAUAG
Drosophila teissieri is the source of this 4077-nucleotide messenger RNA. RefSeq lists its product as uncharacterized. Lineage: Eukaryota; Metazoa; Arthropoda; Insecta; Diptera; Drosophilidae. The coding region runs from base 1 to 4077 and encodes 1358 amino acids. The transcript has 3 exons. The record is from RefSeq and is a predicted model, not a curated record.